AUGGUUGGGUGCAGAGGCACCGGCAAGACCUCAUUCGCACACAGCGCGAGUGCACGCUCCAAGGAAGGUCCAUGGCCGUCUGCCCCGACACUAAGCACCCAGUGCCACAAAGUAUGGCUUGAGACUGGUCUACGUGUGGACCUUUGGGAGACACCCACCUGGGAAUUGACUUUGGAUCCUGAGGCUCACUUUGAUCGUGGAUGUGACGCAGUAAUGUUUAUCAUGGACUGUACCAGGCGAGCAACUGUGGAUGAAGUUUUACUCCACUGGCUGCAUGUGGCACGGUACCAUUGUGCUGAAAAGGCACCUUUCCUUUUUAUUGGGGCCAAGAGUGACAGGGACCCGCAGGAGGCGAAGGCUUUAGUGUCACGGCUGGAGAAGUGGCAGCUGCCGGUCAUGAUAGGCAGCUGCUUGGAGCCCAGCUUUGCAGUGGAGGCACUGGAGCAGCUGCAUUAUUUGACCGAACAUGAGGGGCGGCCAAAGAUGCCGCUUCUGGCACGCUUGCCACCCUUGGAGCUGCCUGAGGUGGUGUCCGCACAAGCAGUGCCCGCGCUGGGUCCACCUGCAAGACCUUCCGGUGGUUCUCUUCCAACUGAGUCUGCCCUUCCGUCAUCGUUGUCUGCACCGUCCGCAACAUCUGCUCCAUCUGCACUUGCUUCGUUUACGCCAUCCACUCAUCCCCGCUCCAAGCAGAAGGUUGCUAAAGUGGAGGUUACGCCGAAGUGGCAAAUUGCAGCAGGUGAUCUCACCUACUUCGAGCGGUUGGAUGCAGAGCCUUCCCGUGCCGGGCGCAGUCCUUCCGUCUAUGCAAAGUGGAAAGAUAUGCCGGUGGUUGCGAAGCGUGUGGAGAAGAAGCUUCUGGAUCGACACAGCCAGAAGCACUUCGAACGCUUGCUCUCCGAGUUAAGUGCUAAUCAAUGUCCGCACUUAGCAAAGUUCUAUGGUGCGACCAUGAAUGAAGACCCGGUGGCCCUGGUCAUGGAGUACAUGCCAGGUGGAGACCUGGAACAAUUCCUGAGGAGUAAACGUUUGGACAACCAUCGCCCGUGGAUACCUCCAAGGGACUUGCUCUUCAGCUGGGCUAUUAGCUGCUCUAGUGCUAUGGCUUAUCUGGCCAACUUGAAGGUGGCGCACGGCAACAUCAGGCCAUCAAACCUCCUUCUUUGCACCAGCUUGGCACUGAGACUCUCCCCGUCCGGAGCUUUGUCGCCUGUGGCCCAUCGACACCAGGUGGAUGCUAAAAGCCUUGAUAGCUGCCUCUACUCUGCGCCCGAGAUGUUGAAGAAGCUAGAUGGGGAGACUCCAGCAGUUGAUGAGGAACUGUGCAUCAAAGCGGACGUUUUUGCACUGGGGCUGGUUCUAUGGUUUAUGUGCACAGGAGCCCGACCCUUGCAGCAUUUGGACAAUGACGGCAUGCACAAGCCGUCGGAUCACGUGGUCAAGGCUUUCAAGGAUGGGCGAAGACCUCGACCAAGAUUGGCAGAUGUUUCUCAGGGACUCCAAAUGCAGGAGCUCAUCCGAAAGGCCUGGAGCGAUGAGCCUGCAGAGCGCCCGAGCCCAGCCGAAAUGGUGGAGGAAUUGAAGAAGAUUCAGGCAUCGCCUGGGAGCCAAUGCUGCUGUACGAUGUGA
Messenger RNA from Durusdinium trenchii, 1629 nucleotides. Lineage: Eukaryota; Dinophyceae; Suessiales; Symbiodiniaceae. The record is from the annotation of a GenBank genome assembly.